GCCACAACCAUUUCGUGUGGGCGGUGGUUUGACAGCAGUCCCUUUGACCAUCUCAAAGGUGUGCAGAUGCGUGAGAAGCUGCCACAGCUGAGAGGUUGGCAUCGCAACCCACACACCCACCCCCACAGCAACCACGCACACAACACACACAAUUGGGGGUACAAGACAUACGACUCCAACGGAGAUUAUCCCGCAUACACUCAGGAUACGCACACACACACACACGCACACGCACAUAUGGGACAUACAAAUGGCGACAGUGGCGAUACGUUCAGCCGCGCAGAGAGUGUGGAGGGUGCAGAGGGAGCAGAGGACAGGCAGCACCUGCACCCGCAGCAACAGGUGCAGGACCUGCAGUUCACCGAGGCACUCGAGGCCAUCAUGCUGCAACACGACAUGGACAGGGCCGCUGAGCGCGAACUCAAUGUUAAGCGCGACAGACUUAUAGACGCAGAAAAAGACCCCCACAAACGCGAAAAUUUACGCCUGAAGGCCAGAAAACGGGAUCUGCUGAGUGAGGCAAAACGCGCAGAGACCAUCCACCGUCGAAAAGAAGCCGAGAUGCACCGGCGCGAGCAGGAGUCACGCGAGAUGCGCAUGCAACGGGACAGGGAGACCAUCAAGCUGCAGCAACGGACAAAUAACCAGGACCAACAGCAGCAGCAGCAGCAGCACGCACGCACCAGCCCCGAGCAGCAGACAAAUAACCAGGAGCAGCACCAUCAACGGGUCAUGCAGCAACUGCGCGAGCAGAAGCAGCUGCUGGUGCAGGAGCAGACACGGCUGUUGCGGGAACGCGAGAGGCUACAGCUGGAGAAAGAGGUGCAAAACAGCCCUCACCACAACACUCAGGACAGGCGCCUGGACGCCCUGGCUCAGCGCGAGCGGAAUCUGGACAUCCUCGAGAAGCAGCACGCGCAGGACAUGCGGGACCAAGCACAGGGUACGGACAACAGAGCCACUCAGGGCACAGGCACGGAGAGUACACACGGCAGAGACACCAGUGACAAGGCUUACGAGGACUUACAGGACGCCUAUGCCGAUCAUAUGAUGCGGCUGUUAAGGAAGGUAUUUGCAGAGAACUAUGGAGUGUGGGGUAUGGUGAUAAUAGGACGAGAGGAGUGUGUGUGA
Molecule: messenger RNA, 1131 nt
Organism: Sphaeroforma arctica JP610
Lineage: Eukaryota; Ichthyosporea; Ichthyophonida
Exons: 2
Coding region: 67-1131 (354 amino acids)
Source: RefSeq, a predicted model, not a curated record